CACAAUUAUCCAAUUGGUGCUUCAUCUUUUUUUUUUCCCUUUUCUAUUGACUCUGUAAACUAAGUCUCACUCUAAGAACAUUGGAUGAGGACAGUAAAAGCCUACUAGGCAACGUGCAUAACACGACAUUGUUGGAUGUAAAUGUAAAGACAUUAUUUUCACAGGGGAGUAUCGCCUAUAAAAGUUCCCUCAUCUCUUUGCCCAAACCCACGACAAAAAGUUCUGCAAUCCUUUCUUAAGCUAUAUUACGAUCAUGGCAUGUAAACUACGCAGAAGUUCUCUCUCCACCACACUACUCCUACUAGUAUUUCUCUCUCCUUUUGUUGUUCUUGUAAGAGCAGCUUCCGUGCUGGGGUCCCAAGGGAGAGCUCUACUCCAUUGGAAGUCCACACUCCGAAGUCCGCAGUUGCUCGCGUCCUGGAACGUCGACUCCAGUCCAUGCAAUUGGACUGGGGUUUCAUGCAACAUCGCACGCAAUGAGCGCUUGGUCAUCUCCGAGAUACAGCUGCCAAAUAUGAGCUUAGCGGGGCCACUUGAUGCUCUUAAUUUCUCGGCGUUCCGAUCGCUUGCCAAUCUCAACCUCAGCUACAACCAACUGAACGGAAACAUUCCCCCUACCAUUUCGGCUCUCUCCAACCUCGUAUCUCUUGAUCUGACUGCCAACAGGUUCACUGGAAGAAUUCCUGUAGAGAUUGGUUCCAUGAAGGCGCUUCAGUUCCUAAAUAUUAGCGAGAACCAGAUAAGUGGUCCUAUACCUCCGUCUCUGAGCAACCUUAGUAGGCUUACAGAAAUGCAACUAGAAAUAAAUAAUAUGUCGGGUGUCAUCCCGGAGGAGUUGGGGAGACUUAGAAAGUUGACCUACCUUGAUCUCUGGGCAAACCAACUCAGUGGUUCCAUCCCUCCUAGUUUAGGAAACUUAACAAACCUCAUCACGUUGGAACUCUCUCAAAAUCAAUUAACGGGAUUCAUUCCUAGAGAACUAGGAAACCUAAUAAACCUGGCGCACUUGUCGCUCUCUAAUAAUAGCCUAACAGGUCCCAUCCCUUCAUCGGUGGGAAAUCAGAGCAAGUUGGAGAUCCUUUACCUUUGGAUGAAUGAAUUGUCAGGUUCUAUGCCUCCAGAAAUUGGAAAGCUGCACCAACUCACUGACUUGGCUCUCCAAAUUAACCAUCUCUCAGGCCAAAUCCCACCAUCACUUGGUAUCUUAAGGAACCUCUUCGAUCUACGCUUAUACGAUAACCAAUUGUCUGGUCCUUUGCCUCCGGAGAUGAACAACAUUACAGGUCUGGCUACUUUUCAAUUGAGAAAUAAUAACUUUUCUGGUUAUUUGCCUCCAGCGAUAUGCAAAGGAGGAGCCCUAUGGUUCCUCUCUCUGGGCAACAACAGCUUCCAAGGUCCCAUUCCCGCAACAUUGAAGAAUUGUACGAGCCUCAAGAAUGUUCGUCUGCAUCAUAAUCAACUGACCGGGGAUGUAUCUGAACACCUUGGGGUAUAUCCCAAUCUUUGGUAUUUGGAUUUAAGCUUCAAUAGAUUGUCGGGUGCAAUCUCAUCAGACUGGGGAAGAUGGCACAAUCUGGAGUCAUUAAGAAUCUCAAAUAACAAUAUCACCGGAGUUGUACCAUCAGAACUUGGACAGCUAUCAAAGCUGGAAGUACUGGACCUUUCUUCAAACUACUUCCAACGAGAGAUCCCAAGGAGCUUGGGCAACCUGGCUCGUCUUUAUAACUUCAACCUGAGCAACAAUCAACUUAUUGGAGAGAUACCAGCAGAGCUGGGAAGGAUGUCCAACCUUGAACUUCUUGAUCUGUCGAGAAACGGCUUGAUAGGAAGGAUACCAUAUCAGAUAGGAAAUUGCAUGAAGCUCCAUUCGCUGAAGCUUAACAACAACAACCUCAGCGGAAGCAUUCCUUUUGAGAUAGGCAAUCUGGUGUACCUUCAAGACGCACUCGACAUCAGCCAUAACUCAUUGACAGGGGAGAUACCAACGCAAUUCGGUAAAUUGUUGAUGUUGCAAAAUUUGAAUCUAUCACACAAUGGCUUGACGGGUAAUCUUCCAUCAACUUUUAGGGAUAUGCGUAGCAUGUUCAUCAUCGAUGUCUCAUACAAUGAAUUGGAGGGUCCAGUUCCCGAUAACAAGCAUUUCCAGGAAGCUCCAGUAGAGUGGUUUGUCCACAACAAAGGUUUGUGUGGGGUUGUCAAAGGUUUGCCUCCAUGUGCUUCAUCUACUGCAAAUGAACACCACGGAAGUAAGCACCACACAGUCAUUAUCUUAUCUAUUGUUGCAUCUAUGGUCGUCUUACUUCUCUUGCUUGUGCUCGUCGGAAUUGCUUUGCGAUUCCAGAAGAGGAAGAAACACACAGUGCAAGCUGUCAAUAAUCCCAUCAAACAGGGUACAUUCUCUGUAUUGAAUUUUGAUGGAAAAGUUGCAUACAAGGAUAUCAUCGAAGCAACAGAAGAUUUCGAUGAGAAGUACUUGAUCGGAACCGGUGCAUAUGGCAGUGUUUAUAGAGCAGAAUUAUCAAGUGGAGAGGUGCUAGCAGUGAAGAAAAUUCACCUGUCCGAACACGAGAACACGGUGGACGAGCAACCCUUUCAGAAUGAGAUAGAAACUCUUACUCGAAUUCGACAUCGCAAUAUUGUCAAACUUUACGGAUUCUGCUCCUCUCCUCACUACAAGUUUCUCGUGUACGAGUUCGUGGAGAGAGGAAGUUUGGGAUCCGUCCUCAGAAUCGAAGCAGCAGCAGCAGAAUUGGACUGGGUGAAGAGGGUGAAUAUUGUCAAAGAUGUGGCUCGUGCUCUCUCCUACAUGCAUCAUGAUUGUGUUCCACCUAUCGUUCAUCGAGAUGUAACCAGCAACAAUAUUCUACUGGAUUCAGAAUUCAAGGCUUGUGUUUCUGACUUCGGCAUUGCUCGACUCCUGAAUCCAGAUACCUCAAACUGGAGCAUGCUUGCCGGCACGCAUGGUUACUUGGCACCAGAGCUCGCUUAUACAAUGAGACUGACCACCAAAUGCGAUGUGUAUAGUUUUGGGGUGAUCACACUCGAGUUGCUAGUGGGAACUUACCCAGGAGAUAUCAUUUCUACCCUAUCAUCUUCCUCCGGCCAAAGCCUGUUUGUGAAAGAUAUAUUAGACCAGCGUGUAUCACUUCCGGUUGACCAAGUUGCAGAUGAAGUAGCUGCAGCUUUAACAUUGGCGAUCCAUUGCGUUGACAUCAACCCAGAAACUCGCCCGACGAUGAAGCAGAUCUUUGAAAAGUCAUCGGCGCAGCCGAGCCCGGCAUCUCUCCUUGCAUUGAAGUUUUCUGAUUUGAUGACUCGAGAAAUAUGAUCAACCAAGUGGACUUCGCUUCCAUCCGAUGCAUCUUUUAUUGGCAGUUGAAAGGUUUGAUAUGUGUGUAGUACAUGGUUUCCUUGUCAAGUUUCUGUUGCUGGUAAAGUUCUUU
Messenger RNA from Musa acuminata AAA Group (dessert banana), 3443 nucleotides. RefSeq names its product MDIS1-interacting receptor like kinase 2-like. Gene Ontology annotation, biological process: protein phosphorylation. The record is from RefSeq and is a predicted model, not a curated record. NCBI's taxonomy places the organism in Eukaryota, Viridiplantae, Streptophyta, Magnoliopsida, Zingiberales, Musaceae. The transcript has 2 exons. Gene Ontology annotation, molecular function: ATP binding; protein kinase activity; protein binding. The coding region runs from base 254 to 3328 and encodes 1024 amino acids.